AUGCCCCAGCAGAGCCGUGAGAAGUUGGGGCACAGACCCACUUUUCCAAAAUGCCAAGGGAGAUGGCAGUCCUUGGAGGCGAUGGCUAAGUGCCCACAAGGAGGCUGGACUCUGUCCGCACAAUACCCAGGUUCAGAGACCACAGGGCAGCUGGCGGUGAACACAUCCAGGCCAGCAGGGCAGCCGCGACAGACAGGCUGGGUUAGGGGCCAUUAUCCCCUUCUCCCUGCAAUUUGGGGGCCUAGGGAAGGAAGAAUUUGCACAGAAAUAGCACCUCAUACGGGGAAGGAAAAGAAAGAAGAACAAGUCAUCAGUCUUGGACCUCAAGUAGCUAAAGGAGAAAAUGUGUUUGGUGUCUGCCACAUAUUUGCAUCCUUCAAUGACACUUUUGUCCAUGUCACUGAUCUUUCUGGCAAGGAAACCAUCUGCUGUGUGACUGGUGGGAUGAACAUAAAGGCUGACCAAGAUGAGUCCUCUCCCUACGCUGCCAUGUUGGCUGCCCAAGAUGUAGCCCAGAGGUACAAGGAGCUGAGCAUCACUGCUCUCCACAUCAAACUCUGGGCCACAGGAGGAAAUAGAACCAAGACCCCUGAACCUGGGGCAUCAGCCUUCAGAUCCCUUGCCUGCUCAGGAAUGAAGAUUGGGUGGAUUGAGGAUGUCACACCCAUCCCCUUCAAUAGCACCCGCAGAAAGGGGGGUCACCGUGGUUGCCGUCUGUGA
Canis lupus familiaris (dog) is the source of this 720-nucleotide messenger RNA. RefSeq names its product 40S ribosomal protein S14-like. Gene Ontology annotation, biological process: translation; ribosomal small subunit assembly; maturation of SSU-rRNA from tricistronic rRNA transcript (SSU-rRNA, 5.8S rRNA, LSU-rRNA). Gene Ontology annotation, molecular function: structural constituent of ribosome; mRNA 5'-UTR binding; small ribosomal subunit rRNA binding. Lineage: Eukaryota; Metazoa; Chordata; Mammalia; Carnivora; Canidae. The record is from RefSeq and is a predicted model, not a curated record. Gene Ontology annotation, cellular component: cytosolic small ribosomal subunit; ribosome.